Molecule: messenger RNA, 864 nt
Organism: Acanthocheilonema viteae
Lineage: Eukaryota; Metazoa; Nematoda; Chromadorea; Rhabditida; Onchocercidae
Source: the annotation of a GenBank genome assembly
AUGCUAUUGUAUUAUUUUGCUAGUGCUGUUAAGUCAAUACAAUUUCAUGUGGAUGAUGAUAUUAUCGAUAAACUCAAUUACUACUAUACCACUUCAAUCAUUACUGUGUUCGCUAUUCUUGUUUCUGCGAAGCAGUAUGUUGGUUUUCCGAUACAAUGCUGGGUACCUGCAACAUUUACGGAACCGAUGGAGCAAUAUACAGAAAAUUAUUGCUGGGUACAGAAUACAUAUUUUUUACCCUUGCACGAUUAUAUUCCUCAUAAUUAUGCUGAACGAGAAAAUAGGCAAAUUGGAUACUAUCAAUGGGUACCAUUUGUACUUGCUUUGGAAGCACUCCUUUUCUAUGUGCCAACCAUCGUUUGGAGGUUACUUAACUGGCAAUCUGGCAUCCAUGUGCAAUCAUUGGUGCAAAUGGCAUGCGAUUCACGAUUGUUAGAUUUGGAUUCGAGAAAUAGAGCUUUGCAAACGAUAGCUACAAAUGUUGAGGAAGCACUUCAUGUAAAACAUCAAGUGAUGGCUGGGAAUCGUUUGAAGUUAUUAAAUUUGAUCAUUUGUACCCGUAGUAGUGGUGCCGCUGUAACAUUUUUGUACAUUUCGGUGAAAAUCCUUUACACGGUAAAUAUCGUUGGACAAAUUUUCUUGCUCAAUACAUUUUUGGGCAAUCGUAGCAAAUGGUAUGGAUUGCAGGUGCUGAAUGAUUUGAUGAAUGGACGAGAAUGGGAAGAAUCCGGUCAUUUUCCACGUGUUACGUUAUGCGAUUUUGAAGUGAAAGUAAACAUUUACUUUUUGCAAAGUAUUAUUUAUAUGCACACAACUGUUACUCUCAGCUUUAGUAACAAAGCAAAACUAAUUGAAAUAACGUAA